Molecule: messenger RNA, 1176 nt
Organism: Wickerhamiella sorbophila
Lineage: Eukaryota; Fungi; Ascomycota; Dipodascomycetes; Dipodascales; Trichomonascaceae
Product: Protein MMF1, mitochondrial
Exons: 2
Coding region: 1-1176 (391 amino acids)
Cellular component (GO): cytosol; mitochondrion
Molecular function (GO): deaminase activity
Source: RefSeq, a predicted model, not a curated record
AUGUUGUUUUUGUUUGAACGAGCUCUAGCUGAGUUUGGGUUGGUAGCAGUAUCUUCGUCGGACUUGAUUAACGGCGCACCCGUCCGCAUCAAAGAUGGCCAUUUAGUCUUUUGCAAUGAUGAGCCCUUGCUACAGGCCAGCUUCGUGGACGAUAAUGUGGUUUUAAGCGAUAAGAUUGUGGCUGCAUCUGCUGUUGGAGCUGGGAUUGGGCCAAAUGCCGCGGGGCGCAUGAGCGUUCUGAGUUCUCCGGCACAUAAGUUCAACCAAGCAAAGAAUUUUUUGAGCUAUGACGUAUCUGUGCUAUUUUCAGUGAAAAAGACAAACGAUGGCAGUUUGAGCUUAUUUGUCGAUUGGAUGAAUCCCGAGUACCGGGGCAUUCCAGUAAUGCUUCGCAUCACGGAACUCGUCUAUCCUACACCUAUUUCGAACAUUACUCGAAACAAGGUCGUUGAUAACGACCUCUCGUCUCAAGUUGAACUUGUUGAGCCCGAUCUGAUCGAGAGCACGACUUCAAUCGCUACUGCUGCACCUACUACUGAGCGGCCAACUGUGUUCAGUACUGUUUAUGAAACAAUUCUCAUCCCAAGAACACAGACUGACCCCAAAACAUCCACAGUCACUUUCUAUCAAGAAAUUGUUGCAACGUUUACAACCGAAACGGUUACAGCGCUGCCAACACCGAAUGCAGGCUCAACGCUCGAUGCAGAGCCCGUCAAUCGGCUUACCCUGACCAGUGUUGAGUCUUAUAUGUGGAGGAUUGGGAAACGCACCUUAUCAACGACCCCAUUGUUACGAAAAAUGUCUAUCGAGUUUGUGUCUACCAAUAAUGCCCCCCCUCCGGCCGCACCUUAUUCCCAGGCUACCAAGGCCAAUGGCAUGCUUUUCAUCUCUGGCCAGGUCCCUCUGACCCCGGACGGAAAGAUGAUCUCGGGUACCAUCGAGGAGGAGGCUCAGCAGUGCUUUGACAACCUUAAGGCCAUUCUUGAUGCUUCCGGCUCUUCUAUUGACAAAAUCUGCCGUAUUGGUGUUUUCACUGACGACAUUUCUUACUUUGGAGGUGUCAACACUGUUUACACCAAAUUCUUCGACGGCCACAAGCCUGCUCGCACCUUCGUUGCCGUCAAGUCGCUGCCUUUGGGUGCCCGUGUGGAGGUUGAGGCGAUCGCUCUCGCCUAG